Molecule: messenger RNA, 3332 nt
Organism: Myripristis murdjan (pinecone soldierfish)
Lineage: Eukaryota; Metazoa; Chordata; Actinopteri; Holocentriformes; Holocentridae
Product: AT-rich interactive domain-containing protein 5B
Exons: 12
Coding region: 62-2998 (978 amino acids)
Biological process (GO): regulation of transcription by RNA polymerase II
Cellular component (GO): nucleus
Molecular function (GO): transcription cis-regulatory region binding
Source: RefSeq, a predicted model, not a curated record
UGUCGGAGAGUCCCGGCGGUGAAACCGGAGAGGGGCCUCAGAGAGGGAAUGCAGGACUGCAAUGGAGCACAAUGCAAUACAGUGGUUGGGUGCUCCCUCCUGCCUGCGAGGCGGCUAUGCCUUCUACAAGUCGGUGAGCAGCACGGCGCAGCCCGGCGGCCCCGUGCAGGUCUGGAAGCUGGGAGAGUUUUACUACAUCCGCUGUGGACCCCAGGAGCCUGCGUGCAUCGCUGAGGUGACUCUACUAUGGGAGGACCAGACACAGCGCCACCUGCUUGCCAGCGCCAGACUGUACUUCCUACCUGAAGACACACCCAAGGGCCGCACUAGGGAGCAUGGAGAGGAUGAGGUCCUGGCGGUGAGCAGGAAGAUGGUGGUGCGGGUUGAGGACCUGGUCAGGUGGUCGUGUCCCGAGCCAGCAAGCUGGAGGAACACUAGGACCAACGGCCUUCACAAAGCUGCGCUCAGCACCAACACACCAGACAAGAGCAGUGAGCCGCUGCGGGACAAGACCGACAAUGGGCCGGUGCAGCAGCAGCAGCAGCAGCAGCAGGGGGUCAAGGUGCUCAGCUACCCGCAGUACUGCCGCUUCCGCUCGCUGCAGAGACGUAUCCAGGACAGGGCGGGGGGGCCAGGGCUGCAGGACCCCCACCUGCUGGCCCUGGGCGGCAUCAGGUUGGCGCUGCCCAACAUGCGCGUGAUGUACUGCAGGGACACCUUCAGCCACCCGACGCUGGAGAGCAACAGCAACUUCUGGUGGCAGUUCAGAUGCCCGUCUCUCAGUUUGAGAGGUCGACCUCGCAAGAGGAGAGGCCGUGACAGCAAAGACUCUCCGACCUCCAGCCAGUCAGACUCCUGGAUCGAGAGGAUGAAGGAGAACGUGAUGGGCAGCGUGGAGAUGGGCUGCGAGGGGGGCUGGCUCCCCCACCCUGAGGAGCAGCUCUUCCUCGAUCAGCUGUACACCUUCAUGGAGCGCCACGGCUCGCCCAUCCACAAAGUGCCCAACCUCGGCUUCAAAAAGAUCGACCUCUUCCUCAUGUACUCUGUGGUCAAACGGCUUGGAGGCUAUGAGAAGGUGACAUCGGAGCGCCUGUGGAAGGUGGUGUACAACGAGCUGGGCGGCUGCCCGGGCAGCACGAGCGCUGCCACCUGUACCAGGAGACACUACGAGAGGCUGAUGCUGCCCUAUGAGGAGCAUCUCAGAGCAGGAGGGCCAGAACUCAAAGUCCCAGAAUCCCCUGCAGCUCCCAAGCCCAGAGGGAUCAGGGGGAGGAAGCCACUUCCGAGGGGCCGGAAGCCAAGUGCUAAAGCCAGGGAGAAGAAGAUCAUCACUCCUCCUCGUGCUCCUGCUGCUCAGGUGGUGAACCCGGACGGCACCGUGGUAGUGAAGAGAGGACGGGGCCGGCCGCCGGGGAAACGCAACAAGGCCACACUGAUCGCCCAGGCGAAGCUGCUAGCUCAGCAGCAGGCCAAAGUCAAAGCCGCCGCUUCCCAGCAGCAAAACGCCACUCCAGCAGCCCGAGGCAGCCCAGCUCUGAGCAGCCAGCGCAAGGUGCAGCAGCCUCUCCAGAAAGCCCCGGCGCAGGCCGUCCACCCAGCCCUGCACCCUGCCAACUUGCCCCUCACCCCGGACCUCUCCCCCAUGUCCUCACCCUUCCUUCCCUUCCAGCCCAAACCAGGGAAGGAGCAGGAAAGAGGCAGUUCCCUGACUCAGCCUUCAUCUCCCGGCGUUCUGCUGUCUGUCCCGCCCAGGCCCUUUGUCGGGGGAUCUCUUGGUGGGUUCAGCCCCACCAAGGGCAUGUGUCCUUUGGAUGUGUUUAGGAGCCGGCUGGGACUCCAAAGAGGCUUGGAAAGCCCAGCGCUCACACCUCAAGACCCGGCCCAGCACCAUCCUGCAGUCUACCCGCUCCAGCCCAAAAGCGGAAGUCUGGAUACUCCUCUUCCCGGCAGUGACCAGCCUCAGCCUCAGCCUCAGCCUCAUCUUCUCCACCAUCACCACCACAGGUGCACGGGGUGUAACCUGGAUGAUGGAGCCCAAAGAGGAGGCAGUCGGGACGGGAAGAACCGGCCUCCUUUGCCCCCUCUUCGUGUCCUCCCUCUGGACCUGGACUGCAGUGUGCAGGUCCGCCAGCUGAUGAGGACUCGUCUGGGCUCGGCUCAGUUCCAGUCCUUCACCCGCCGGCUAUCUGAAGUGCUGUCCCAGGACCUGAGUGCCAAACCCCCUUGCUCUCCCAUCACCCCUCCUCCUGAACAGGCCCUGCCCCUCAAUCUCAGCAAGCGCUUCCUGGCUAAAAGACCCCCCUCGGAUGACCCAGAACCAAGGGAAACAGCGAUGAAUGGUGGCAGCGGCCCUCAGCCCUCAUCCAAAAGGCCCAGGGACAGCUGCGGGGACCAGGUGAAGGCUGAGGAUUUCAGCCUGGGCGGCAGGUCUGGAGGAAGCGGAGGGGGGAGAGCUUUGGAGAUGAAGAUCCAGGAAGAGCCCGCGGACCUGAGCUCUCCCAGCAGGAUCAGGGCCUUCCUGCUGGGACUUCAACCUUUCCAUGUCAAGCUGGAGGAGGACCUAAAUGGGGCCAGCUUGGUGAAACCCCUUCCUCCACCCUCUGAGGCCACUUCCCAGAGGACUGAGGCAGAGCACGGAGAGAGAGGUGGGAAUGUGACGAUAGAGGUGAAGAAAGAGGAGGAAACGAUUAAAACAGAGCAUGACGAAAGCGAGAGGAGUGAGAAAGAAUCAUCGCAGGAGGACAAGCCCCCCAACGAGGAGCCUGCUGCCGUCAAAGCAGAAUUUGUCAAAGCUGAAGAUGUCAAGAUGGAGAGGCAGGAUGUUAAGGAGGAGGCGGAGGCCUCGGUGGCCAGCUCCAUGGACCAAAUUGGGGAUCUUGGUGGACAGCAGAUGCCCCGUGAGGAGAAAAUGGAGUGUGAUGUGGAGGCAUCUGCUAAGGGGCUGCCAAGCCCCGUCCUGCCCCAGCCCACCGCUCUGGCUCUGGCUCAGCAAAGCUGAACGGAGCUGGUGUCCAGAAACAUUGUUGCACAUUAUUAGCAUCGUUAAUGCCAUUGUCAUUAGCAGUUUGUCACCAGAAAACUGUUAGCUUUUUUUCUGGAUUUGAGCUGGUGAAAAGCUGUAUGCCCUGGGCUUGGCUUUGGUUUCAGAUAGAAACUCUUUGGGGUCGGGCCAGGCUUCAAUUGAGGGCCAAGUCAAACCCUGAAACUGAAUACAUGGAGCAGGGAGGUGAUUAUUAUUAUUGUUAUCAUUAUAAUUAGUUUUGUUUGGUUUGUUUCCUCUUUGAGAAUUUUUGAACUUGCAACUCCCAUUUGCUUCUGUUGGAGAGUUUCCA